ACAGCCCAGCUGUCAGGCACAGUUAGGGCAGCCUCUCUCUGGGGUCCUAGUCACAGCCCAGCUGUCAGGCACAGUUAGGGCAGCCUCUCCGGGGUCCUGUGAAGGCUGCGGGAAGAUGGCGGCCUCCUUGAGACUGGGCUGUCAGGGGAUCGUCAGGACAUUGGUUGCCGGUCUCCGGGUCCGGGGUCCUGACUGCGGCCUGAGAGCUCUACACCGGAGCGGGAUAUGGAGGGGAGCUCCGUCUGUCCAGGUGUUCAUGCCGGCACUGUCGCCCACCAUGGAAGAGGGAAAUAUUGUGAAAUGGCUGAAGAAAGAAGGUGAAGUUGUGAAUGCCGGUGAUGCUUUGUGCGAAAUCGAAACAGACAAAGCUGUGGUUACCAUGGAUUCCAGCGACGACGGCAUCCUGGCAAAAAUAAUGGUGGAGGAAGGAAGCAAGAACAUACGACUGGGAUCCCUGAUUGCACUUAUGGUAGAUGAAGGUGAGGACUGGAAACAGGUGGAGAUUCCCAAGCCUACAGUUACUCCUCUUCCAACUACCCCACCUUCUGCUGCACCUGUCGAGGUGCCCAGGCCAACAAUUCAACCUCCUCCAGCAAAACUUGGACUUCGCAUGAGCCCAGCUGCUCGACAUAUUGUGGAAACCCAUGGGCUCGACCCAAAGGUCAUUGUGCCUUCUGGCCCUAGAGGGAUCAUCACAAAAGAGGACGUCCUCAGAGUCCUGGCAGAGAAGAAGGAAAUUGCACACACUCCGGUGCAGAUUACUCCAAUUUCAAAGCCAGAGAAAAUCCCACCCACACCUCAAGCAGCAGUUCCGUCAAUUGGAAGUCAGCGGCCAUCCAUCCCACCCGUGUCCAUUCCUGGGAAACCCAAUGCUGCGGGGACAUUUUCUGAAAUACCAACCAGCAACAUUCGAAAGGUCAUCGCCAAGAGACUAACAGAAUCUAAAUCCACCAUCCCUCAUUCCUAUGCCAGCACAGACUGUGACCUCGGAGCGGUGCUCAGACUCAGGAAAGAGUUGGCCAAAGAGAAUAUUAAAGUUUCAGUGAAUGACUUUAUCAUCAAAGCCACUGCCAUGACACUGAAACAAAUGCCUGAUGUAAAUGUUACUUGGAAUGGUGAAGGCUCCAGCCCUUUGGAGUCCAUUGAUAUUUCCAUUGCUGUAGCAACCAACCGUGGCCUUAUCACGCCAAUCAUAAAGCAGGCAGCCAAUAAGGGGAUCCAGCAAAUCGCAGAAUCUGCCAAGGUUUUGGCCCAGAAGGCAAGAGAUGGGAAGCUUCUCCCGGAUGAAUAUCAAGGAGGAUCUUUCAGUAUCUCCAACCUUGGCAUGUUUGGUAUCACUGGGUUCAGUGCGGUAAUAAAUCCCCCGCAGUCCUGUAUCCUGGCGGUAGGGAGAUCUAGAACGGAGCUUGCGCUCGCUGAAGAUGAAGAAGGAAACCCACAGAUUCUCCAGAAGCAGCUCAUGAAUGUCACAUUGUCCAGUGAUGGUCGGCUGGUGAAUGAUGAACUGGCAUCGCAGUUUCUGGAAUGCUUCCGAACAAACCUUGAAAACCCCGUCCGUUGUGCACUGGUGUGAAUUUGACUGUUAUUGUGUCUGUAAAAGAGAUACAUUGUUACAAUAUAUACUGUAUAGUACACGCAAACAAAGAUUGCCAACUGUGGAGUAAUAAAUAAAUUAACUUAUUAGAGCCCA
Messenger RNA from Pelobates fuscus (common spadefoot toad), 1690 nucleotides. RefSeq names its product pyruvate dehydrogenase complex component X (gene PDHX). Gene Ontology annotation, biological process: pyruvate decarboxylation to acetyl-CoA. The transcript is spliced from 11 exons. Lineage: Eukaryota; Metazoa; Chordata; Amphibia; Anura; Pelobatidae. Gene Ontology annotation, molecular function: acyltransferase activity. The record is from RefSeq and is a predicted model, not a curated record. The coding region runs from base 116 to 1573 and encodes 485 amino acids. Gene Ontology annotation, cellular component: pyruvate dehydrogenase complex; mitochondrion.